CCACGUGGGGACGCAGGAUGGCCGCGGCGGCGGAAGAGACGGCGGCGCACGACGUGCAGCGGCUGCUGGUGCAGUUCCAGGAUGAGGGCGGGCAGCUGCUGGGCGCCCCCUUUGAUGUGCCCGUGGACAUCACCCCGGACAAGCUGCAGCUCGUGUGCAACGCGCUGCUGGCCCAGGAGGAUCCCCUGCCACUGGCUUUCUAUGUCCACGAUGCUGAGAUCAUCUCCUCACUGGAGAGGACGCUGGAGUCACAGGCAGUGGAGACAGAGAAGGUUCUCGACAUCAUCUACCAGCCACAAGCUAUCUUCAGGGUCCGAGCUGUGACCCGCUGCACCAGCUCCUUGGAAGGUCACAGCGAGGCAGUCAUUUCUGUGGCUUUCAGCCCCACAGGAAAGUACCUGGCCAGUGGUUCUGGAGACACCACGGUGCGCUUCUGGGAUCUCAGCACUGAAACACCGCAUUUCACGUGCCAGGGGCACAGACACUGGGUACUUAGCAUAUCCUGGUCCCCAGAUGGCAAGAAGCUGGCUUCAGGCUGCAAGAAUGGCCAGAUUCUCCUCUGGGACCCAAGCACGGGAAAGCAGGUGGGCAGAGCCCUCACAGGCCACAGCAAGUGGAUCACAGGCCUGAGCUGGGAGCCCCUCCAUGUGAACCCCGAGUGCCGGUACGUGGCCAGCAGCUCCAAGGACGGGAGCGUGCGGGUCUGGGACACAACGGCGGGCCGCUGUGAGCGCAUCCUCACCGGGCACACGCAGUCGGUCACCUGUCUCCUGUGGGGAGGCGACGGGCUUCUCUACUCUGCCUCCCAGGACCGCACUAUCAAAGUUUGGCGGGCUCAUGACGGUGUCCUGUGCCGGACUCUGCAAGGCCACGGCCACUGGGUAAACACCAUGGCCCUCAGCACUGACUACGCCCUGCGCACGGGGGCCUUUGAGCCAGCUGAGGCCUCGAUCAAUGCCCAAGAUGUCCAAGGGUCCUUGCAGGAGUUGAAGGAGAAAGCUCUAAAACGAUACAGCCUCGUGCGGGGUCAGGGCCCAGAGAGGAUGGUGUCUGGCUCAGACGACUUCACCUUAUUCCUGUGGUCCCCAGCAGAGGACAAGAAGCCCCUGGCACGGAUGACAGGACACCAGGCUCUCAUCAACCAGGUGGUCUUUUCCCCUGACUCCCGCAUCAUCGCCAGCGCCUCCUUUGACAAGUCCAUCAAGCUGUGGGACGGCAGGACGGGCAAAUACCUGGCGUCCCUGCGUGGUCACGUGGCUGCUGUGUACCAGAUCGCCUGGUCAGCCGACAGCCGACUCCUGGUCAGCGGCAGCAGUGACAGCACCCUGAAGGUCUGGGACGUGAAGGCCCAGAAACUGGCCACAGACCUGCCGGGCCAUGCAGAUGAGGUGUAUGCUGUCGACUGGAGUCCAGAUGGCCAGAGAGUGGCGAGUGGUGGGAAGGACAAAUGCCUCCGGAUAUGGAGGAGAUGAGAAAUCCCUCGUUUUCUCUGACCCCACCUGGACUUGGCUGCUGCCAGCUGCCCAUCCUGGCGGAGACCAGAGACCAGGGUGGUGACCCUGAGAAUGGCCUGCUGUCCUUGGACAGACCCAGCAGAGUCCCUCCCCAGAGCAAGAGGUGGGAGGUCACAAGAGGUUCUCGCUGAGCUCAGUCCUGGCCAUCACUCUGUUCCUUGCUGGUGCUGGCAGGGGUGGCUGGUGGCCAGGCAGUCACCAGGCCACUGCUGCUGCCCCUCUUCACCCAGAUGUCAGCUCCGUUCAGGAUCAGGCCCCAGAUUCCAUGACCAAAUAAAUAAUUUAUAUUUUGUGUGUCUUAAUGUGUUGUCCUAGAAUCCCAGGGCUUACCAAGGACUAUGCUAAGUCAGUUUUGUCCAGCCCUGUACUGGACUCAGCCAAAACCACACUGACCAGGAAGUUGUCUUUCUCGCCCCGCCAACCCCCCUGGGGCCAGUGGAGGCUGGGGAGGCUGGCUGGAGCCAUGCAGCCGUGGCCAGAGGGUACUCUAAGGUUGUGCCACCUAUGUGGCAGGCACUACUCACAUGGCUGUUACCACCAGUUAGAAUUACACAGUGAGAAAUGCAGUUCUACACAGCCUGAGACAUCACAGACAGAGCAGCGUCCUUCACAUGGACUCUGCCUGUAGGGCUCUCUAGGGAGUGCUUCCUCCCUGGCUUGGUCAUGCCUGUAGUGGCUGCAGGGCUCUCACGGUGCAGGGAGGUCCAUGACUGUUUGGAGGACUCCUUCUCUAGGUAGGAAUGUGGUGACAGGGUAGGUGUUCUGGCAGAAGUAGGUGUGGUGUGCUGUGGGGAUUGCUUCUCUGCCCCAUGGGGACUCUACCCGGUGAAGGGACUCUCCACCAGGAGAGCCUCAGGCCCUUGACCAAGAUCUUGCCCGCCAAGCAUCCUGCCUCCACUUUCUCCUGUGCUAAGGCAGAUCUACUGAGGUUGAAUUCCACACCAUCCUUGUAAGGACUGCUCAAGGCCUUCCCAUCCUCCCCCAUCCCAUCUGCUUUCAUGGUUUUGCACACCUCUCACCACGGCUCUUGGCUCCUUUGCACCUCUCUGCAAGAGGACCCAAGGGAGGCACCAGCUUGAGAGUUUCUGCUCAGGUGAGCAAGUGUAUUGCAGCCUCACGUGACCCUCUCGUAACCCUGCAGCUGUGCCUGGUAGGGUUUUACAUCCAACUUCUGAUGGGGAAACUGAGCACAGAAAGCCCAAACUGCUCUCACAUCCUGAAAGGCAGGAUAAAUCAGACCCUGUCCCCAGGUGGUGUGGCACUCUGCACCACAUCCCUCCAGAGCUCCAGUCCAGUACUCACAGUCUGUGCUCCACCGCCACUGUCCAAAAUGCUGUUUUUGGGGCCAUAGGUGUCUUUUAGUCUUUUGAGUCCCAGUUUCUUCCCUCAAGGAAAGGGGUGGUGCUGGCAGAACCAGUCAGUAGGUGAUGGUAGCAUCCCUUUGCCCUGCCACCCUUGCUUUCUGUUUUCCCACCUACCCAGACACUAGAAAGGUGGAUGGUAGCCACUGUAGCUGAGGCUAUCCACAGCAUGAAGCAGAAUCUAGGGGUGACCUGCAGUUCUUUAAUGAGGGAUCUGGACCCAGCCCAGAUCUGGGGAUGGAGGGGACUGAGCAGCUGUGGGCAGUGGCCAAGUCUGGCCUGACCUGCGUUGUCUACAGGUGAGUGGAACGCCUAGCUAGCUUGGCCCAGCCCAGGAGUGGCAUUCCUAUAGCAGUAAUGCCAGGCCCUGGGCUGGUGGGGUGGUCAGCAGUUCCCUGGCAUGGUGCUGGUGGUACAUUUCAUGGUUCUGGUUCCUGCGGGCUCUGGAUCAAAGCUGAAGGUAGGUGAAGGGCUUCCAAGGGCCCCCUCCCCACCUUAGUAGGGAAACAGGUAUUCCAGGUCUUCUAACCUCCGCAUGUCCUCCAGCCCAAGAGACACAGUCCUCCGCUGGGGUUCCUUGCGCUGCACCGUGAUCUGGAUGGGGUUAUUCUCGGGGAAACUGUUAAAGUCAGUAGCCACGGUUGCAAACUGAAAUGAAACAAGAACAUCCCUCAGAAUUCCUUCCCUCUCCCUCCUUAGUUUGCUAAAUGGGAUCUUAGCCUUACCAUCAGAAACAUUUUUCACAAAGGCAGGAUUAAAUCUGUGUCUGUGCUUGGGCCUCUCCUCCCGCCCCCCUUUGUCCCUCUUUGUCCCCCUAUGUUCCCUCCUUUGUCCCCCUUCAGCCUCUUCCCUCUAUUUCCUGCCCCGCUCACAACUGGUACUAAGUUGAAGAACCCAUUAACCAAUGACUUUGGAAGAUGAAUGUUAUACAGAUGUUGAUGAGUAUGUUUGCAUAUCUCAAACCUCCCAAGAGAGGGCAGGGAAAUAAAAGUCGAAGGGGCCUUAGGGUGUUCCCAGCCCCCAGGGGUAACACUUCUCUCCCUCACCCAUGGGGCCCCUCUUCUCCCAGGGCUCACUUUGUAGGGCUUGCACCACUUCCCCACCCCAGCUGUAUUGACUGCGCGGACAGUGAGGCAGUAACACGUGUUGGGCUUCAGCUCCAUCAGCUUGACAGUGGUCCCCAAGAUCUUGUUGAAGAUCCACGGGCGACUCUUUGCCUUGGGUGGCUCAUUGUCAUUUUUCCUGGUCACCUCCUGUAACAGGACCUGGUAGAAACUGACUUGCUGCUUGCCCAAGGCAUAGGUCCAGGAAAUCUAGAAGAGAACCCCCGGCUUCCUUAGACCUGGCCUAUCCUCCCCUUACCCAUCCCCACUACCCCCAUCACAGCAUUUGCAACUCUCCUGGGGCAGCCCCACACAAGUCAGUGUGCCUCCAGUCCCUAUUUCUUAUAAACUGUUAGUUAAGAGGGACCUUAGAGAUUUUGUCCACCAGAUGGGGAUAGGUUCAGAGAGGGCAAGUGGCUUGACCCACGGUCACACAGCAAUUAAGUGAUAGAGCCAAGAUUCAAACAAUAGCUCCAGAGCCCAUAUUAUUAUACUACAACCAGAGUUGCCAAGCCUGGCCAAGGAUCUCAAAGAGUUUUUUUAACACUCAGAUUUCUGGCCCUGCUGUUUCCUGUCUGAUCUCCCUUUUCCAGUUUCUCCUCCAUCAUGGCCUACAGUUCUUAAGCUUUGUUGCACAUCAGAGUACCCUGGAGGACUUGUUAAAACAGAUUGCUGGCCCCUAACCCCACAGUUUCUGAUUGAGGUGUGAGAAUUUAAAUUUCUAA
Messenger RNA from Talpa occidentalis (Iberian mole), 4703 nucleotides. It is a transcript of the gene NLE1, whose product is annotated as notchless homolog 1. Gene Ontology annotation, molecular function: protein binding. The record is from RefSeq and is a predicted model, not a curated record. NCBI's taxonomy places the organism in Eukaryota, Metazoa, Chordata, Mammalia, Eulipotyphla, Talpidae. Bases 18 to 1472 code for a protein of 484 amino acids. Gene Ontology annotation, cellular component: nucleolus. Gene Ontology annotation, biological process: Notch signaling pathway; ribosomal large subunit assembly. The transcript has 13 exons.